Molecule: messenger RNA, 605 nt
Organism: Poecilia latipinna (sailfin molly)
Lineage: Eukaryota; Metazoa; Chordata; Actinopteri; Cyprinodontiformes; Poeciliidae
Product: cytochrome c oxidase subunit NDUFA4-like
Exons: 4
Coding region: 136-390 (84 amino acids)
Cellular component (GO): respiratory chain complex IV
Source: RefSeq, a predicted model, not a curated record
AGCAGAGGAGGGUGUUCAGCAGCGCUGCGUGCCUCCAGGCCUGCAGAAAGAAGAUCCGCAGCAGCGCUGCCUGUUUGUCCGCAGAUUCCUAAAAACCCAACAGACUCCGGUUGUUGUUGCUAAAAACCCGCCACUAUGUCCAUGUUCUCGGUCGUCCGGAAGCAGAUGAAGAGUCACCCCUCUCUGAUUCCCCUCUUCGUCUUCAUCGGUGGCGGAACGACGAUGAGCAUGUUGUACUUGGCCAGACUGGCUCUGAAGAAUCCCGACGUCUCGUGGGAUCGCACAAACAACCCAGAGCCCUGGAACAAGCUGGAGCCCAAUCAGCAGUACAAAUUUUUCAGAGUCAACAUGGAUUACUCCAAACUGAAGAAGGACCGGCCAGAUUUCUAGGUCCUUCCACAACCGGGGUGCCGAGUUUAUGCACUUUUUUGUUUUGCCAAAGUACAAGUUGAAUGUUGGUCAUUGAGCAGUUGAUUAUCAGGAAAGGGAUCAUAAACCUAUACAAGUUUGAAUAAAAGCAGGCUACCACCUGUUUUCUAUUGAGAAAUUCUUUUUUUUCUUUUAUGUGUUGUAAAUUAUUAAAACAAUUAAAAUGAUUAACCUCA